UGAAGUUACGUGUCUACUUGCUAUUUGCCGGGAAUUUUAUUGUCAAGCUUAUGAAUAUGAUUGCUUUAUUAACAAUUAAUAAUUGACUUCAUAUAGCCCAUAAACUGCACAGCGACAGUGAUUGAUUGACCUAUCCGUCCGUUGAUGAUGGAGUAUACUCUGAAAACAAUCCUGGUCGUUAUUGCGGCGUAUAUUGAGACAACGAACUAUGUAAAUUGUGAUGAAAAAAUUUCAGGCGUUAACCAGAAUCCAGAUGGUAGUGGAAGCAUCAAAUUUACACCCCCAAAACUAGAUGAUGAAGAAAUGAACAGUAUUUAUAUGCCAGAUAAAUUAAAAUGCGAUGGAUGUACAAUUAUAGCUUAUAUGUUGAAUAAAAGAUUUGAUAAAGCUCACAGAAGUAGAAAAUCUUUGAAAUAUUUACCAGAGACUGAAGUAUUAGAUAUUUUUGAAAAUGUUUGUUCAGACGAGUUUAAAUCAUGUGGAGUAAAGGAGGUCAAUGGAAGGGUCAGAUUGACAGGACCUGGUUUAGAAACUGAAAAUGUUCCAGGUGUAAUGCAAGGAGGGGGUCUUUGGCCAAGGAGAUUACAAAAUAUGUGCAAUUUUAUAGUUGACCAAAUGGAUGAAUAUGAUGUAUAUCAGUUGUAUUUAGAUAAAAGUAUACCAUUUAAAGAUUCAUUAUGUGCAGGAAGUUCUCCUCUAAACUAUUGUAGUAAAAACAAAAAGAAUCAAAAAACAGAAUUAUGAUCAUAUCAAUAUUUUACCAAAUGAUUGUUUUAUAGAGUAUAUUGUUUUAUUGCUUUGUAUUUGUUUAAAUUUGUCUUAUAUGUAAACUGUUUGUCAGUUUUUAUCUAAAUAUCUAUAUUUAUACCUAAAGCACUGCAUAUUUGUAAAGGUAGUAGUAUGUUGACAUAACAUGAUUUUAAAACUCAAAGCAUCAAUGACAAAUAUGUAAUUACAAAGCUCAACAUUCCAAUAAAUGAAUCUACUGUGUUUUGUUGGUCAGAAACAGGUACAAAAAUCAUUCAAAUGCACUGGCCAGUAGUGGUUAAGGCCAGUACUCAAUAAUGAAUAUUUCUUAUCAGAAACAAUCUGUCAACCAAAACCAUCAAUGCACACCAUAACAAUUUCUUGCUGCAGAUUUCUAGUCACAGACGUUACCAAGCUGUUGGUAUGUCCUACUGGAGAAUUCCAAACCUUGGCAUGUUGAUAUAUUUAAGUAGUCAGUAACUCAUACAAUGAUUGGGUUAUACAAACCUAAACAUAGUGGCCACAAUCAACGACGUAAACAAACAAAUCUUCAUUACAAAAAUUUGCAUUUGGAAAUAGAAUUUAUCAACCCCAAUGCUUUGUCGACAACAAUGCUUUGUCUACUGGUAGCGCACAUAUAACCUUUCAGGGGAAAUCUGUUGGCUGUAUAAUGCACCGCAGAUAAAUGAUUAUUUGUUGGUGAUGAAGAAAUAUUAAAUCAAAUGUGUAUAUGACUUUAAAAAUCUAAAUUUUGUCAAAUGAUAUCAGAUGCUUUCAUAACAAAUAUUUGCCUUAAUAGGAUAUUUUUAAUGUGAUAUUUAUAUAUAAAACUGACAAUUUUAAACAUUUUCAAUAUAGUAACACACACAGUGAAUUUGACUUGUGUAUUGUAAUAAAGUCAAUUUGACUUAUGUAUGUAGUGCAACAUUGUUUUGUUAUAAAACUGUUUUUGCAUAAUAUUGUUAUUCAAUCAUGUGGAUUAUAAAUUUGAAUAAAAACUAUGUCUUAACCAA
Patella vulgata (common limpet) is the source of this 1760-nucleotide messenger RNA. Its product is annotated as marginal zone B- and B1-cell-specific protein. The record is from RefSeq and is a predicted model, not a curated record. Gene Ontology annotation, biological process: regulation of B cell proliferation. Bases 145 to 744 code for a protein of 199 amino acids. Gene Ontology annotation, cellular component: endoplasmic reticulum chaperone complex; extracellular region. NCBI's taxonomy places the organism in Eukaryota, Metazoa, Mollusca, Gastropoda, Patellidae. The transcript has 4 exons.